Molecule: messenger RNA, 279 nt
Organism: Rodentolepis nana
Lineage: Eukaryota; Metazoa; Platyhelminthes; Cestoda; Cyclophyllidea; Hymenolepididae
Source: the annotation of a GenBank genome assembly
AUGCGGGUAUUCUACGCAUUCCCUGUGUUCAUCCCUUUGCUCGCUCAUUGGUCAACACUUAUUGAACGUGGCAAGUUCGGAAGCGUGUUCCGCUGUGAGAACAAACAGACCCACCAAAUCCUAGCAAUGAAGGAGAUUAAGACAGAUCGAUUGGGACGACAUACCUCGGGUGACAUAAUGGAGGUUGCUGUUCUUCGUGCCAUCGGGCAUCACGAAAACAUCGCCUGCCUUCACAGCGUGUACGAAGUCCAGCAUACAUGUUUCAUCAUCACCGAAUAG